UCGAUCGGGUCCGAUCACGUAAUUUUCAAAGUAUCGGAAUUGGCAAAAAAAUAUCGGCCAUGCCUUUUUUUUAGUAUACAGUAUAUAUAUAUUUUUUUUAAAUUAAAUCGCUUUCCAAUUCUAUUUAACGUGACAUAUAAUAUGUUACACACAUCCAGAGUCUUUAGUUUAGGCUUAAGGUAGGAUUAUCCAAUUUAUCCCGAUAACGGCAGUAAUUAAUUAAAAAAAAAAAAAGUAUCACGUUAAAAUAUUUAACGCCAUUAAUGCAUGCGUUGCACGACCCACUCACGCACUGUCACGCUCAAUCUGUAAUGGCGCCGUUUUACCUAAUGUAUAUAGCGAGAGAAACGGCAGCGUAAAAUGAGUAGAGUGAAUGUUGGCAGCCUUUGGAGCCUUUUUUCAUUAGGCUAAAGCCUUACGAUCCCUCUCCCUACGAUUAGAAAUAUAAUGGGAAGCAAUGUGGGGAAGCAAGGUGGCGAUUGAUCUUUUUCUUAACCCCUUAUGUUAUUUCCCAACGCAGAGAAGAUAUAUCAAUUGGUAGCACUAUGUACUGUCAUGGUUCCACUUCCCAUCAUGCAUUUGGGUUGAAUGGCUGCAGUAUCAUUUACUGAAAGCUCAACAAAUACACUAGAUGGCAAUAUUUAGUCACAAUAUACAAAGUCACAAGUCUUUCCGUGGAUCCCUCUCACAGAAAGAAUGUUAAUAAUGUAAAUGCCAUCUUGAGGAUUUAUUGUCAUAAUAAAAAAAAUACAGUACUUAUGUACUGUAUGUUGAAUGUAUAUAUUCGUCCGAGUUUUAUUCAUUUUUUUCUUAAUGCAUCGCCAAAAUGUAUAUGAUCAGGAAAAAUUAUCGGGAAUGAUUGGAAUUGAAUCGGGAGCAAAAAAAAAGCAAUCGGAUCGGGACAUUGAAUUACAGCAAGAGAAAAAAAAAAAUCUAUUGAAAUGAAGCAUUAUUCGUCCAAAGAGCAUGAGUGCCCUCUAGUGGAAAAAACAUAUUUCCUAUUGUGAAACUAAAAGUUUUCUGUGGUCAAUCGGAGACAAAUAAAAACUGGGAGACAGAUUAAAAUCCGCGCUGUUGAGUCGUGUUGAUGGCGGCACUCUGUCAAAUACUUCAUUUUUUAACACUGCUUUAAAGACGCCACGUGAUUGAACAGGCCGGCAUGUUCGUAGAACGGCAAGGUUGAGUCUGAUUGGUAUAAUGGAGUCAUGAUUAUUAUUGUGAUGUCUCAUUGGUGAAACUGGUUGAGCCACUGUUGUUGCUUCUCUGGCCAAAAAACCCCAACUAAAAUCUCGUAUGUAUGUACCGUAAUUUUCGGACUAUAAACUGUUAUUUUUUUCCUUCAUUUCGAAUCCUGCGGCUUAUAUUCCAGUGCGGCUUAUUUGUUGAUUUAUUUGGGUUAAUAGGUAACACUUUAUUUGACAGCAGCAUCAUAAGACUGUCAUUAUUUGACAUGACACUAUCAUGGGCAUUACUGUAUGCUCAUGACUGACGUCAUUAAGUGUAAUCCGGCAAAUUAUGUCACUAACUCUAUUUAUGUCUGGCUCGGUUAUUUCACAUCCAUUCAAAAAUGAGACAAUUUGCCAGAUGACACAAAAUGACAUCUGCCAUAAGCAUUUCUUGAUGCUCAUGGCAGUCGCAUGUCAUAAUUAUGAUAGUCUUACGAUGCCCCUUUCAAAUAAAGUGUCCAAAUACCAUAACUGGCAAUUAAUGAAACAACCGGAACAGUAACUGAAAUAAAUAAUUAGAACAGAACAUGAAUUUUGAUUGUUCUUUACAUCUGUAGCGCUGCAAUGCAUGCUAGGAGGCAUGUUGGACAACAACAUUGUUGACAGCAGGUGGCAGCAGAGGUUGACCGUCUCCCCCAAGGGAGCAACGACGACCAAAUGAAGCUUCUUGAAGCAAUGAAGCUUUGCAGCCACUUGGUUUAAAGCUUCAUGAUGGUUGAUCUGGUCUUUUGAGUCAUAUGAUGCUGCUGUCAAAUGAAGUGUUACCUGUUGAUAUCUUUUGGUGUAAAUAUCCCAUAAUACAGUGAGGACAGCUGCGGCUUAUGGUCCAGUGCUGCUUAUCUAUGAACAAAUGUCGUUUUUGUGUCAAAUUUGGUGUGUGUAAAAUAUAACUGAGUAAAUGUAACGCGUUUCUACCCACCUCUGACGAUUGUAAAUCCUGUGGUCUGUUUUUGUAGUCAGAAAAAUGCUAAGAUAGAGCAUAGAAAAGUUAAAACGCAAAACAUGACUGGAAUUGUUCAUAAAAAGUCAUAAAUGUACUGGCAUGAUUAGAUAAAAUAGCAAAUGAUAGGAAAACAUUGUUAAUCAAAAGUCAUCCAAAAAGUAUGAUCAUUGUUUUUUCACUUCCAGAUUUCCACUGAUGCAUCUGUCCAAGGGGGAUUUCGUAUGGGUGGACGCCGGGGCUGGGGUGCCCAUCGGAGCCCAAGUGCAGGUCACCGAUACGGGGCAGCUUCAGCUGAUUGAUGAUGAAGGAAAGGAGCACAAGAUCAACAAGCAUACCGAGGGCGGCCUCCGUCCCAUGCACCCAACUUCGGUGCAGGGCGUGGACGACAUGAUCCGGCUCGGGGACCUUAAUGAGGCCGGGCUCCUCAGGAAUCUCCUGGUGCGGCACAAAGACGGCCUCAUCUACGAGGUUUUGUUGGCGCAGUGUGAACCUGAACCUUCUCAACAAGUCAUUUUCAAGUUCUGUUGCGAGACAUACACGGGCUCCAUCCUGGUGGCGGUGAACCCCUACCAGCUUCUUCCGCUCUACACGGCUGAUCACGUGCAUCAAUAUACGGACCGGCGGCUAGGCGAGCUACCGCCACACGUCUUCGCUAUCGCGGACAGCUGCUUCUUCAAAAUGCGCCGCAAUCACAGGAACCAGUGCUGCGUCAUCAGCGGUGAAUCAGGAGCUGGCAAAACAGAGAGCACGAAACUCAUGUUGCAGUUCCUAGCGGCGGUUAGUGGGCAGCACUCCUGGAUUGAGCAGCAGAUCCUGGAAGCCAAUCCUAUUUUGGAAGCCUUCGGUAACGCCAAAACCAUCCGUAACGAUAACUCCAGCCGUUUCGGCAAGUACAUCGACAUCAACUUCACCAAAGGGGGCGCCAUUGAGGGGGCUCGCAUCGAGCAGUACCUGUUGGAGAAGUCCAGGGUGUGUCGCCAGGCACCCGAGGAGAGGAACUACCACAUAUUUUACUACAUGCUGAUGGGAAUGGCGGCUGAGCAGAAGAAGAUCCUUUCGCUAGGGAACGCUGCCGAAUAUAACUACCUGACCAUGGGGAAGUGCACCAGCUGCGAAGGUCGUGACGAUGUUAAGGAAUACGCUCACUUCCGCUCAGCUCUGAAGAUCCUGAUGUUCAGCGAGAACGACACUUGGGAAAUCUGCAAACUUCUGGCAGCCAUUCUGCACAUCGGCAAUGUCAACUUCGAGGGGACCAUCGUAAACAACCUGGAAGGCUGUGAUGUUCUGACGUCGUUGCAUUUUGACAUGACUAGCCAAUUAUUAGAGGUUGACCCAAAAGUUCUGGAGAAGAGCCUUACUCAGCGGUCCUUCAAUACGAUCAGGGAGAGCGUGAGCAAGGUUUUGAACUCGGCACAGGCCCUGGAUGGCAGGGACGCCUUUGUCAAGGCUAUUUAUGGCCGUCUUUUCAUUUGGGUGGUGGACAAAAUCAAUGCGGCCAUUCACAAGCCGCCUGGGGAGUCCGAUGAGGUCAGGCAGUCCAUCGGCCUCCUCGACAUCUUUGGCUUUGAGAACUUCAACACAAACAGCUUUGAGCAACUCUGCAUCAACUACGCUAAUGAACAACUGCAGCAGUUUUUCGUCAAGCAUGUGUUCAAACUGGAACAAGAAGAGUACGCCCGGGAAAGCAUUGUUUGGGAGCGUAUCAACUACAAGGACAACCAGGAAACCUUGGAUGUGCUUGCCAACAAGGCCCUCAACAUUCUAGCCCUCAUAGACGAGGAAAGCAACUUCCCCAAGGGUACAGAUACCACAUUGCUACAAAAAAUGAAUCAGGUCCACGGGAAAGGGAGCAUUUACAUUUCCCCUAAGAACAACUAUGAGACUCAGUUUGGAAUCAGUCAUUUCGCAGGCAUCGUCCACUACGACUCCAAAGGUUUCUUAGAGAAGAACCGCGAUGCCCUCAGUCCAGACUUAAUCCAACUGGUUGAGACAUCCAGUAACAAGCUGCUGAAACUAGUCUUUCAUGAUCAGAUAUCCACCAACAACGCCAACAGCAAGAACACAGCCAACCCCAAGAUGGUUAUCAACACACCCAAAAACACACUACGGCAAACUAAUGAUGGCAAGAAAAGAGUUCCCACACUGACUGGUCAAUUCCGUCAAUCCCUGGACUCCCUGAUGAAAACUCUGAUGGUGUGUCAACCCUAUUUCAUCCGCUGCAUUAAACCCAAUGACUACAAAAAGCCAAUGCUAUUUGACAGGGAGCUGUGCCUGCGUCAGCUGCGCUACUCUGGAAUGAUGGAGACCAUCAGGAUCCGCAAAGCCGGCUAUCCGGUGCGCUACACAUUUGAUGAGUUUCUGGAGCGCUACAGAGUUCUUCUGAAAACCUACAUCUGCGACCCACAAAAGGAAAGCAAAGAAAAUUGCUGUGAAAGUAUCUGUGAAUCUUUGCUGAGUGGCGAGGGAGACUGGAAGACUGGAAAGACAAAGAUCUUCCUUAAGGACUUCCAUGACACCUUGCUGGAAGUGGAACGGAUGAAAGAACUGAAUGUCAAGGCACUUUUGAUUCAAAAGGUUCUACGGGGCUACAAAUACAGGAAACAGUUCGUAAAGAAAAGAGCAGCCGCUCUCGUAAUCCAGAAACACUGGCGAGGACACAAAGGAAGACAAGUGUACCGGGUGGUCCAGAAGGGCUUUGCCAGGCUGCAGGCAGAGAUUCGCUCACGCCAGCUACAUGUCCAGUAUAAGAAGAAGCGGCAAGCGGCCGUCUUGCUCCAGGCGCAGGUGCGGGGCUACGUGGCCCGCAAAAACUGGAAGCGCAAGAGGGAUGCUGUGAUCCUACUGCAGGCGCAAACCAGAGGCUUGCUGGCCAGGAGGGCGCGUGAGAAAAUGAUGAGAAAUCUGUAUCUGUCCGCCCAAGAAAAAGAGGCAGAACGUCGGGCAGCCUUGGAGCGUCAAAAGCAUCUUGAGGAAGUGUUGAGGCAGAAGAAGGAGAUGGAGGCCCAAUCCCAGUCCGAGUCCCAAAUGGACCAACAAGUGGAUGACAUCUUUGGCUUUCUGCCAGUCAUGGUUGGUGGGCAAGAGGGUCAAGCACCUGCAGGGUUCGAGACCUUGGAGAACAAGCGGGUUCUCCUGGACUCGAUCGACAUUGACACCAUCUCUAUUGAGGACGAAGAGCUUCUUGUAGAGGACCAAGAUGAAUUGGAUGAAUAUCCAUUCUCCAAGCUGGCAUCCAUGUACUUUCAAGGCGGGGCGACACCUUCACACAUCCGACAGAGGCUGAGGCGGCCGCUACUCUACCACGAGGAUGAGGGAGACGUCUUGGCCUCACUGACAGUCUGGUGGAUCAUCUUGAGGUUUAUGGGGGAUCUUCCUGAGCCAAAGAAGCAGUUCCAGGUCCAGGGGAGCUCGUCACAGGAACGAUUCCUCACCCAGGAUGUCAUCAACAGAAAGGACAGACGUCUCAGCCACAUGGUCGGGCUGGAUCAGCGCGUGCUUCGAAACAAAAAGGUUCCGCAGCCCUCUUCUGUCCAGGAGGAGUCCACUACCAACAGAAAGGGAUCAAUGUUCACAGACCUCUUGUCCAGGAACAAGAAGCCAGCACCGGCUGAAGCGGCCCCAAACGCCAGGGUCUACACUGUCCCUGAAGGAAGCCCUCGAGCUAGGAAAGGCUCUACCUUCACUGACCUUCUGUCCAGGACUAAGAAAAACUCCAACAUACAGGAAAACGUAAUGCCCAGAUCUUCAUCUAGCUUCCGGAAACCCUCAAUCAUUAUGGAAGAGUCUGAGGAUCAAACAGAGGUGUCCAAGGCUCCUACUCUGGAAACGCUGAAGGAGGAUGGUGGCGAAAUCAUGAUCGGUGAGGGUCCUACCCUGGACCGGCCCCUAACGUCUCUGGAGAAGCUGCACAUCAUUGUGGGCUAUGCCAUCGUCCGGCGAGACCUCAGGGAUGAGAUCUAUUGCCAAAUCUGCAAGCAGCUCCACGACAACAACAACCGCAACAGCUACUUUCGAGGGUGGAUUCUGCUCUCGCUCUGUCUUGGCGUCUUCCCGCCGAGCGAUCAGAUUAUAAAGUACAUCCAGAGUUUCAUUCGCUCUGCUCCGAGCGGCUACGCUGUCUACUGCUCAGAGAGGCUGCGUCGCACCCUCGCCAAUGGUGUAAGAGGGGAGCCUCCCGCCUGGCUUGAGCUACAGGCAACCAAGACGAAGAAGCCCAUGGUAGUGUCUGUCACGCUAAUGGAUGGACGCUCCGUCAACAUUCCCGUGGACUCGGCAUCCACAUCCAAGGAGAUCUGUGAACUCCUGGCCAACACAGUCAAACUGAAAGACACAUUUGGCUUUUCCAUCUACGUGGCUCUGUAUGAAAAGGUCUGGGCCCUAGGUGGUGGCCGUGAGCAUGUGAUGGACGCCAUCUCUCAAUGCGAGCAGGAGGUGAAGCGGCGGGGCGGCCAAGAGCAGCAUGCGCCCUGGCGCCUAUUCUUUCGCAAGGAGAUCUUCACACCAUGGCACGACUGCUCUGAGGACAAAAUUAGCACGGAGCUAAUCUACCGGCAGGUUGUCCACGGCCUGAAAUUCGGCGAGUACCUGGCAGAGAAGGAAGAUGAUUUUGUCCAACUCGCCGCUAAACAUCUCUACAUUCAGCAUGGCUCUGAUAACAGCAAUGAAGCGGCGAAGGAGGCGGUGCAGGCCAUCAUCAGCAACUCCCUGCUGGAGGCCAAGUCUGAAGCCAAAUGGGUACAAAUGGUUAGCACAGCCUACGCUGAGAGUUCUUACUUGAGUUCCCAACAAAAAGCAAAUUCGGUGAAAGCGGAGAUAGUGGACUACGCCCGUGAGAGGUGGCCCAUCUUCUUCUCCAGGUUCUUUGAGGUGGUCAAGGUGUCAGGUCCAGCAAUGCCAAAGAACAAGUUCAUCGUGGCCAUAAACUGGACUGGCAUCACCUUCCUGGAUGAGCGAGAAAAGAGACUACUGGAACUCUCUUUCCCAGAGGUCACUGGCGUUAACUCUAAACGGGAUGCUAAAGGCCCAACAGUGUCAUUACUGACUCUGAAGGGAGACUUCACCUUGAGUGGAUCCACAGUGGAAGACAUGGCUGGGCUGGUCACCAUGUUCCUCAGCGGACUGACGGAGCGCUCGCAAUACGCCGUGACCCUGAAAGAGAUUGAUAAACCAGACGACCCAACGUUCCUGGGCUUUAAGAAAGGCGAGCUCAUCAUCAUACUCAAAGACAACGAGUUCUCACAGCAGCGCGGCUGGAUCAAUGGGCAAAACGACAGAACGGGAAAAACGGGGGCAGUUCCCAUGGAGGCCAUCUUAAUCCUACCAACACUCAGCAAACCCUCCAAUGAAGUCAUGAGCCUGCUCAACCUGUCCCCAAACCAGCGAAAGACCAUUCUUGCCAACCAGAAAGACAAUGGCACAAUUGAGAGACAAGCACCGGUUACUCUAAGGGAGUUUUCCCUCGAGUAUUUCAGGCAGCCCACAAAAGAUGUAAAUCAGCAGGUCAUCUCGCGAAACUCUGCCCCCGAGCGCUUGUGGUUGAACUCACGUGAGCCCAUCAGACAGCCGCUUCUCAAAAAGCUUGUGGGCAAUACAGAGCUGAGCCACAAAGCCUGUCUGGCCUUCACCGCUAUCUUAAAGUAUAUGGGCGAUUACCCCACCAAGCAGAUGCAGAGUCCCCUCGAACUCACUGACCAGAUCUUUGAACCCGCCAUGGAAAACGAGAAUCUUAGAGAUGAGAUUUACUGCCAGAUUAUGAAGCAGAUGAGCAGCAACAAUAACCGGUUUAGCGUUGAGCAGGGUUGGCAGCUGCUCUGGUUGUGCUGCGGCCUCUUCCCUCCCAGCCAGUCACUUUUGAAGCACGCUCAGAAAUUUUUGGAGUCGCGGCGCCGAGAAGCACUAGCUCCAGACUGCCUGAAACGACUGCAGAGCUCUUUGAGAAUGGAGCCUAGGAAGUUUCCCCCGCACCAGGUCGAAGUGGACGCAAUCCAGCAGAACAGCACUCAGAUCUUCCACAAAGUCCAUUUUCCCAAUGACACGGGGGAGAUUUUCGAGGUGGCGACUAGCACCAAAAUCAGGGAUCUCAUCAGGAAUAUUUCCAGCAAGCUACAACUGACCACAGCUGAUGGUUUUAGCAUCUUCAUUAAAACGCACGACAAGGUCCUUAGUUUGAACGACAGCGACUACUUCUUUGACAGUCUGAGGCAGAUCACAGACUGGUCCAAGAAGUCCAAACGCAUUAAAGACGGUAAGUCUUGGGCACCCCUGAAUGACAUUCUAUGGGUAUAUUUUAUAAGAAUGUGUGUGGAUUCUGCAGGUGGUCCAGUCAGCAUGCCCUACCUGGUCUUCUUCAUGAGGAAACUAUGGUUUAAUGUGAUCCCAGGCAGAGACUUGGAGGCAGACCUCAUCUUCCACUUCCCUCAGGAAGUCCCCAAGUACCUGAGGGGUUACCACGUGUGUACCAAAGACGACAUUGUCCAAAUUGCCUCCCUGCUCUUCCGCAUAAAAGUCGCUAACGACAAGAGUCAGUUUCCAAGCAUCCCCAAGAUGCUGAAGGAACUUGCACCGGCCGACCAGCUCAAGGCCAUGUCUGAGAACGAGUGGAAGAAGAGCAUCGUGGCGUCUUACAACAAACAACAAGGCAUGACCGUGGAUGAAGCAAAAGUGGCGUUUCUGAAGGCGGUUCAUCGUUGGCAAACGUUUGGCUGUGCUUUCUUUGAAGUGAAGCAAACAUCCGAGCCCAGUUUUCCUGACAUUGUGCGGAUCGCUAUCAGCAAGCAAGGCCUCACUAUCAUACAUCCCAAAACCAAGGAAGUGUUGGCAAACCACCCGUUCAACCGUAUCGCCAACUGGUGCAGUGGGAGCACCUAUUUCCACAUGACCAUCGGCAGCUUGGUAAAGGGCAGCAAAUUCUUGUGCGAAACGUCACUGGGCUACAAGAUGGACGACCUCAUCACCUCCUAUGUCAACAUGUACCUGCAAGAGAGGAGGCCAGUUCAGAGCAGGAACCAGCGUUUCAACUAAUUCCUUGACAAACACCAUUGCGUAUGGAGACAAAUUCUUCUUAGAAAUAAAUAUUCACUUUACCGAAUGGCUAUUGCAUGUUCAAGCAUACUGUAACUCGAAGAUAAUGCUGUGAAAGUAUAUCGCAAUGCAUUUUAAGUAUUUAUUCAAGUUCCUUAUCAAUCAUAUUUACAUUAUUUGGCUUGAUCUGGUGUGAUUCCUCACAUAUAAAUGCACAUUUAAUGCAGACGGGUCAUGUUUCACUCCAUUUUUUUCAUCUACAUGCAUCAGAAGAUUACAAGUUUUUACAUGUAAAAAAAAAUCAUAACAAUACUGUGUUUUUAAAUGUCUGCACAGGUUGCCUCAUGAUACCUACCAGUGAAUAUAAUGAAGUCUCACUGAACACUUGAACAGUUUACACUGGCUUUCAAGUUUGUCCACCAGAUGGCGCUACUUUUGGCCCUUUUUACAAUCAGACCUUAGUCUCUAGCUGCUGAAAAAUGAUAACUACACAGUUAUUGAGGGAGGAUACGGCUGUGCAGUCCUGCUGUUUGAGUGAACACAGCGUCUACUGUAAUUUUUGGAUUAUAAGACGCACCCGACUAUAAGACACCCCCACCAAAUUUAACAAGGAAACAGUUUUCAUUCAUACACAAGGCCACAAUAAUAUUCACACCUAAUGACUACUGUUGUUAUGAUCCUGAAAUAUUAAAUUCGACAUCGAUAUUCCCAAAAAAUACUUGAUACUUGAAACAAUUUUUGAUACUACGUAAUUACAAAAAGAAAUUAUGAACAAGGGCUGAUCUAGAAACAGAUUCAUAGGUUGGGGAAAAAGGGCAGGAACUUUUUAGGGUGGCAAAUAUUUCUUGAUGGUAUUCUUUGGACAAUGAUACGAUAUUCUGCGACAAUUCAAAGGCCUUCGAUUGAUUUAAUACAAAAUUAUGAAACCAUUUAAGACAAUCAGUUCCAUUUGACCUAAAGGACUAAAAACUAUAAAUCAGUUUUGACCUAGGCUGCAGCUAUCGAUUAUUGUAGUAGUCGAUUAAUCAAUGAACUAGUUAGUUCGGAUAAUCGAGUCAUCGGUUAAGGAACAUAAAAAAAACAAAAUACCUGAGCUGAGCCUCAAAGGGUAUGAAAAAUAAAUCAAGGAGGGUCUAAGUACAACAAAAGAACAAUUGGCUAACUUACAUAGCAAAAUUCCAUGAGCUUAAAUGCUAUGAAAUGCACUUUUUUU
Messenger RNA from Corythoichthys intestinalis (scribbled pipefish), 10402 nucleotides. It is a transcript of the gene myo7ba, whose product is annotated as unconventional myosin-VIIb. Lineage: Eukaryota; Metazoa; Chordata; Actinopteri; Syngnathiformes; Syngnathidae. The record is from RefSeq and is a predicted model, not a curated record. Bases 2365 to 9189 code for a protein of 2274 amino acids. Gene Ontology annotation, cellular component: cytoskeleton; myosin complex. The transcript has 46 exons. Gene Ontology annotation, molecular function: ATP binding; protein binding; cytoskeletal motor activity.